AUGGGUGGAAUUUGUUCAAGGAAGAGAGACCAACAGGUUAUUGAGGAUGGUGUAAGAAGAGGGGUCUCUGGAAGGUAUAGUAAAAGUGGAAGUUCAAAAUGGCUGGGGAACUCAUUUGCUCGACCUACUGCUGAUCUUCAGUCAGGAGGCAGUUUCCCAUCUCUCCUGGAAUUAUGCAUCUACAGAAUACGCGAGGACAUCGACAGAUAUAAUUCAUUUUCAAUGCUGCCAAGAGAUACAAGUCAGCAAAUCUUUAAUGAAUUGGUAAUCUCACGUUGUCUUACAGCUGCUUCUCUUGAAACUUUCAGAGACUGUGCUCUUCAGGAUGUCCUUUUGGGUGAAUGUCCUGGAGUAACUGAUACCUGGAUGGAUGUCAUCUCUUCACAAGGUUCAUCUUUGCUUUCUGUUGACCUUUCUGAAUCUGAUGUCACAGAUGCUGGUUUGUCUCUCCUCAAGGAUUGUUCAAACCUCCAAGCAAUUACUCUAAAUUAUUGCAACGACAUUUCUGACCAUGGUCUGAAACAUUUAAGUGGUCUUACAAACAUGACAUCUUUGAGUUUGAAAAAGAGCUAUGCUGUCACUGCUGAAGGGAUGCGUGCCUUUUCUACCUUAAUCAACUUGGAAAAGUUGGACUUGGAGAGGUGUUCUGGGAUUCAUGGUGGACUUAGAUAUGAGCAGUGUAAACUGCAGAAGAACUGUGCAGCACAAGAGAACAAGAAAAAGCAGAAAGCCACUACCAAAUAG
Dovyalis caffra is the source of this 744-nucleotide messenger RNA. Lineage: Eukaryota; Viridiplantae; Streptophyta; Magnoliopsida; Malpighiales; Salicaceae. The record is from the annotation of a GenBank genome assembly.